GGGAGGGGUGGGGUCCGCCCCGCGCAGGCAGCUGAGGGAGAAGUAAAGAGCGCGAAGGGAGAGGGAGAGACCCGGCCGACCGAACGCAGGGGGGGAGAGAGAGGCAGGCGGCGGCGAUUCGCGACUCCGCUCCUCUCUUUCCUCGUCCCUUUCCUCUUCCCCUUCUCCCGGUCUCGCCUCACGCCGCCGCCGCCACCACCACCAUGGAGCUCAUCACGAUCUUGGAGAAGACGGUCUCGCCAGACCGCUCAGAACUCGAGGCGGCUCAGAAGUUCCUAGAGCAAGCGGCUAUCGAAAACCUGCCCACUUUCCUUGUGGAACUAUCCAGAGUGCUGGCAAACCCAGGAAACAGCCAGGUUGCCAGAGUUGCAGCUGGUUUGCAGAUCAAGAACUCACUGACUUCUAAAGAUCCUGAUGUAAAGGCCCAACACCAGCAAAGAUGGCUUGCAAUCGAUGCCAAUGCUCGCCGAGAAGUCAAAAAUUAUGUUUUGCAAACUCUGGGUACCGAAACUUACAGGCCCAGCUCAGCCUCACAGUGCGUUGCUGGCAUCGCCUGUGCAGAAAUCCCUAUGAAUCAGUGGCCUGAACUCAUUCCUCAACUGGUAGCCAAUGUUACAAAUCAACACAGCACAGAACAUAUGAAAGAGUCAACAUUGGAGGCAAUUGGCUACAUCUGUCAGGAUAUUGACCCAGAACAGCUUCAGGACAAGUCUAAUGAGAUCUUGACAGCCAUUAUCCAGGGCAUGAGAAAAGAAGAACCAAGUAAUAAUGUGAAGCUAGCAGCUACCAAUGCACUCCUGAACUCUUUGGAAUUCACCAAAGCAAAUUUUGACAAAGAGUCUGAAAGGCACUUUAUUAUGCAAGUAGUCUGUGAAGCAACACAGUGUCCGGAUACAAGGGUGCGAGUAGCUGCCUUACAGAACUUGGUGAAGAUUAUGUCACUCUAUUACCAGUACAUGGAGACAUAUAUGGGUCCUGCACUUUUCGCUAUCACAAUUGAAGCCAUGAAAAGUGAAAUCGAUGAGGUGGCUCUGCAAGGGAUCGAGUUCUGGUCAAACGUCUGCGAUGAAGAAAUGGACCUGGCUAUUGAGGCAUCAGAGGCAGCAGAACAAGGAAGGCCUCCAGAGCAUACUAGCAAAUUCUAUGCUAAAGGCGCUCUACAGUAUCUCAUCCCAAUUCUCACGCAAACACUGACCAAGCAGGAUGAAAAUGAUGAUGAUGAUGACUGGAAUCCCUGCAAAGCUGCUGGAGUCUGCCUCAUGCUCCUGGCUAACUGUUGUGAAGACGACAUUGUCCCCCACGUUCUGCCUUUCAUCAAAGAACACAUAAAAAAUCCUGACUGGCGAUACCGAGACGCUGCUGUUAUGGCAUUUGGAUGCAUUUUGGAAGGACCAGAGCCCAAUCAGCUCAAACCCCUUGUUAUUCAGGCUAUGCCAACUCUAAUAGAAUUAAUGAAGGACCCUAGCGUAGUGGUCAGGGACACGACUGCAUGGACUGUGGGUCGGAUCUGUGAGCUGCUCCCUGAAGCUGCCAUCAAUGAUAUUUACCUUGCUCCGUUGCUGCAGUGUCUAAUCGAAGGCUUGAGUGCAGAGCCAAGAGUGGCUUCCAAUGUGUGCUGGGCUUUUACCAGUUUGGCAGAAGCUGCUUAUGAGGCUGCAGAUGUAUCUGAUGAUCAGGAAGAGCCAGCAACAUACUGUUUAUCCUCUUCUUUUGAACUAAUAGUCCAAAAGCUUUUGGAGACCACGGACAGGCAUGAUGGACACCAGAAUAACCUGAGGAGUGCAGCUUAUGAAGCUCUAAUGGAGAUUGUGAAAAACAGCGCCAAGGACUGUUACCCAGCUGUUCAGAAGACAACUUUAGUUAUCAUGGAACGGCUACAACAAGUGCUACAAAUGGAGUCCCAUAUUCAGAGUACAUCUGACAGAAUCCAGUUCAACGAUCUUCAGUCUCUGCUGUGUGCCACUUUGCAGAAUGUACUGCGUAAAGUGCAACACCAAGAUGCUUUGCAGAUCUCCGAUGUGGUGAUGGCUUCUCUCCUGAGGAUGUUCCAAAGCACAGCAGGAUCCGGGGGGGUCCAGGAGGAUGCCCUCAUGGCUGUCAGCACGCUGGUAGAAGUGCUGGGUGGAGAGUUUCUCAAGUAUAUGGAUGCCUUCAAACCUUUCCUAAGCAUUGGGUUGAAGAACUACGCUGAAUACCAGGUCUGUCUGUCUGCAGUGGGCCUUGUUGGUGACUUAUGCCGGGCCCUGCAAUCCAAUAUUCUGCCUUUUUGUGAUGAAGCUAUGCAGCUGCUCUUAGAAAAUUUGGGGAAUGAAAAUGUGCAUCGAUCCGUGAAGCCCCAGAUUCUCUCUGUCUUUGGUGACAUUGCUCUUGCAAUUGGAGGAGAGUUCAAGAAAUACUUAGAAGUUGUGUUGAAUACUCUGCAGCAAGCUUCUCAAGCCCAGGUCGAUAAGUCUGAUUAUGACAUGGUGGACUAUCUGAAUGAAUUGCGAGAGGGCUGUUUGGAAGCAUACACUGGUAUCAUCCAGGGACUGAAAGGCGAUCAAGAGAAUGUACAUCCGGAUGUAAUGCUAGUGCAGCCCAGAGUAGAAUUCAUCUUAUCUUUCAUUGACCACAUUGCUGGAGAUGAGGAUCAUACUGAUGGAGUUGUAGCCUGUGCAGCUGGGCUGAUUGGAGAUUUGUGCACAGCGUUUGGGAAAGAUGUCCUCAAGUUAGUAGAAACUAAACCCAUGAUACAUGAACUGCUAACUGAAGGGAGGAGGUCAAAGACGAACAAAACGAAAACCCUUGCAACCUGGGCCACUAAAGAGCUGAGAAAACUGAAGAAUCAAGCUUGACCUGUUACCAUUGGGAUGACACCUGAGACCCCCACUGGAAAUCUCCAAUCUAUUGAGAAAAAAAAACCCAACCCGGAAGUGAGGAAUGUGCACGGAUGCUGAGUGUUUGGGAAUGAGAGGAUGAGUGAGUGAGAGGCUUAAAACACACCACGGUGAAAAUCCAGCCACGGCAAACAGCAGCAGCGCUGUCAAUGGAGCUAAUCACUGACUUGCGUAGCAGCAAAACCUUGUCAUCGCUUGCCUCCAGGAAGUGGGAAACAAGUGCUUUCCAUACUUCAAUGCAGUCUCUUCUGACAGAGACAAGGACUACCUUCUGUGUCUUUUGACCAGUGGAGAAGGAGAUGAAUUAGCCUUGGAGAAAGGAAAGCUAGCUUCAGGUUCAGUUUGAGUGCUAAUAUCUUUUAAGGUCUGGCUUUCGUUGCUGGAGAGGAAGGAGGAGGUGGGAUUCCCCAGCCUGCCUCAUAUCAAUUUGUGGGGUAGGGAGGGAGUUUUUGGCCGCACAACGCUGUCAGUGCACGAGAGAAACGGGAAGGGUGAAGGAUUUUCUUUCAAGAGUGAGUGUGUGUGAAUGAGGCGGUAUCUACAUUCUCAACUUUAAGUCAUUGCAGUUAAUCUUUCCCAAAAGAGAGAUAAAUACUGAGAAAAGAGGUUAGUGGUUGCAUUUCAUAAACUAACAAGUUCAGUCUACUUGAAGCAGCAGAAAAAUAAAGAGUUUAAGAGGGGGUGGGGGGCAGAAGUUGCUCUGUCUAGGGCUUCUUCAGGGAAUCGCUGGUGGGAUGUUCAGAGCUCCCGUCGUGACACUUUUUCACGAUCUUGUUUCAUUAAAAAAGCGCCUUUCCUUCCUUAAUUUUGUUCAACUGUGAAUGUAGAAACCUUGGGGGUGGGAAAAGGGGAGGGUGUCAAGAAACUCUCACGUGCUAGUAGAGAGAUUAGGAUCCAUUUUCUCCAAAUGGGAUGUGAGGCUUUAAAACAAAAAAUAACUAUUAACUAUUCUCCAAAUUGGCAAUGGGGUGGCGGGAGUGGGGGACAAAAACCCAAAGGGAAAAAGCCCAUCUCUUCACAUGAACAAAACAGCCCAAACCACAGACACACACACACACACACACACACAACUGUGCCAAAGAAUUAAAAAGGAAAAAAAAACACUUCAGGAAAUAUUUUGGAUUGCAAAAAUAAGGUUGAAAUUCAAAUGUUCAAACAACGCAAAAAACAAGAUAAAUACAAUUUGGAAACUGCUUGGCCUAUUUGUGCUCUUUAUUUGAUUCUGAUACGGUAUUCUUGCUGCACUUCAAAAGGAAAAAAAUUAUAUAGAUAUAUAUAUACUGACUUAAGCUUACACAGGACGGCACUUGUAAAGGUUAUAUUUUUCCACUGCAGUUGAAGAUUAAUAAAAUGGUGUCAAACAUUCCCCCAGUACUACUAUUUUUUUACUAUUGAUCUUUCCAGUAAACAGGGAAUCCUUUUUUUUCUUUUUCUUUUUGUUUUUUUUUUUACAAAAAACAGUUGGAUAGGCAGCUGUCUGCUAAGGUCUAUAGUGUACCUGUUACACCCCGUAUAGCUGCAUAAUUUUUUUAAAGCAAUCCUUUUCUUAAAAUUCCUACCAGCGGUUGAGGAAAGGAACAAGUCAAUAUUCAUAAGAGGGAUGAAGGGGUGAGAUGCAUUUGCUUCUGACUAUGCAGCUAUUGAUAUUUUAGGGGCUUUUAAAAAACAAAUGCUUUUCAAGCUUGCCUUGUCUGGUAGGAUCCUAAUAUCUUACUGGAAGCAUUUUAAUAAAAAAUUCUCAUCUU
Messenger RNA from Eublepharis macularius, 4621 nucleotides. RefSeq names its product karyopherin subunit beta 1 (gene KPNB1). The transcript has 22 exons. Gene Ontology annotation, biological process: protein import into nucleus. Gene Ontology annotation, molecular function: small GTPase binding; nuclear import signal receptor activity. The record is from RefSeq and is a predicted model, not a curated record. Gene Ontology annotation, cellular component: cytoplasm; nucleus. The coding region runs from base 204 to 2834 and encodes 876 amino acids. NCBI's taxonomy places the organism in Eukaryota, Metazoa, Chordata, Lepidosauria, Squamata, Eublepharidae.